AUGCCGCCCCACGCUGGCCCCGUGCCGCCUCCCCGGGAUCUCCGCGCCGGCUCCACCUUCUCGCCUAGCCGGCCCCGAGCCCGGUCUCCUCGCGGCCGCAGCUGCGCCCAACUCCGGCCUCCCGCCCUGAGCGCCGGGUCCUCCUCGCGUUGCGCGCCCGCUCCUGGCCUCGUCACGGGAGGCCGCUCCACCAUGCCGCCUGCGCCUGGCCGGCUGCUCCGCCACCACGCCGGGCCGGCCGCCUCCCGCGCGCUUGCUGCCUCAAGCGCGCCGGCCGCCGUCCACACCGCGCCAAGACGCCCAAAAAAGCCCAAAAGACAUAAUUUGUUUGGUAUGAUUCCCCGCAACUCCUUUCCCAGCAUCUCGUUCCAAAUCUCCCACCUCCCCCCCCAGGAGGAGGCGACGACGGAGAAGGCCGAGAAGGCGCCGGCCGGGAAGAAGCCCAAGGCCGAGAAGCGGCUGCCGGCGGCGGGCAAGGGCAAGGCCUCCGGCAAGGAAGGCGGCGGCGACAAGAAGUCCAGGAAGAAGGGCAAGAAGAGCGUGGAGACGUACAAGAUCUACAUCUUCAAGGUGCUGAAGCAGGUGCACCCCGACAUCGGCAUCUCCUCAAAGGCCAUGUCCAUCAUGAACUCCUUCAUCAACGACAUCUUCGAGAAGCUCGCCGGCGAGGCCGCCAAGCUCGCCCGCUACAACAAGAAGCCCACCAUCACGUCCCGGGAGAUCCAGACCUCCGUCCGCCUCGUCCUCCCCGGCGAGCUCGCCAAGCACGCCGUCUCCGAGGGCACCAAGGCCGUCACCAAGUUCACCUCCUCUUAGAUUGUACAUCUAGUAGCGACUGUAGAUGGUUCUGUUUACUUGGUGCUUGUCGACUCUGGCUAUCUGGAAGUAUAAGUGGUAUUACUGCUGGCUAGAUGGGAAUUGCUGAAUGAUUGCCAAAGCUCUGUUGGUUCUUUGGUUGUAACAGCCGAAUUUGUGCUUCUUUUCUUUUGGUAAACUGACAUAUCAAAAGUAGUGAUCCAUUUCA
Messenger RNA from Triticum urartu, 1024 nucleotides. RefSeq names its product histone H2B.1-like. Gene Ontology annotation, cellular component: nucleosome. Gene Ontology annotation, molecular function: structural constituent of chromatin; DNA binding; protein heterodimerization activity. The record is from RefSeq and is a predicted model, not a curated record. Lineage: Eukaryota; Viridiplantae; Streptophyta; Magnoliopsida; Poales; Poaceae.